Molecule: messenger RNA, 2171 nt
Organism: Phyllotreta striolata
Lineage: Eukaryota; Metazoa; Arthropoda; Insecta; Coleoptera; Chrysomelidae
Source: the annotation of a GenBank genome assembly
CUCUGAUUCAACAUGUUGUUAAUACUGUUUAUUUUAGUAGUGUCCCUUUUAUAUUACUUAAUUCAGAGAAAUUAUAAUUAUUGGAGCGAUAGAGGCGUUCCCGGACCAAAACCAUCAUUUCUUGUCGGUAAUUUCGGAAAAAGUUUUAUUGGGAAAAUAUCCAGUGGAGACAUUAUCACUAAUACUUAUAGAGAAUAUGAAAAUUAUCCAUUUGUUGGUAUUUACAAAGCGAUUACACCUGUCUUGAUUAUUCGGGACCCUGAAAUGGUUAAAAAUGUAAUGGUAAAAGAUUUCAAGAACUUUCAUGACAACGACAUCGAAGUACAAAAAGAUUUGGACCCGAUUUUUGGACGGAAUCCUUUCGUAAUGAGAGGAGCCGAGUGGAAACAAAAACGAGUUCAAUUAACGGGAUGUUUUACAUCGGGAAAGAUUAAGGGCAUGUUUCCUUACAUGGAGCACAACCUUAAAGGAAUGAUGAAAUAUAUGGAAAAUGCGGCAAAUACCUCGACACCUUUGGAAGCUUUAGACCUAUGUAUGCGGUAUACUCUUGAUAAUGUAGCUAUAUGUGCUUUUGGGGUAGAUGGAAAAGCAUUUGAAGAACACUCAGCUUUUAAAGAAUUGGCGGAAAAAUUUUUUACUGCAGAUUCGUUACCGAAGAAACUCAAAUUCUGGUUGAUGUUUAAUUUUCCUGUAAUAAGUGGUUUAAUUAAACUAAAGUUUAUACCUAAAGAUGUAGAAAAUCAUCUAAUCGAAAUGGUUUCUAAUACACUGAAGUAUCGUAAGGAAAAUAAUGUAACCAGAAAUGAUUUUUUGGAUGUGUGCUCCCGCAUGUCUACUGAAGGCGAAGCUUUUACCGAUAUUGACAUUGUAGCUCACGCAGCUAGUUUCUUUGCAGAUGGUUAUGACACCAGUGCUAGGGUGAUGAGUUUUUUACUAUUUGAACUGGCAUCAAAUCCCGAAGUACAGCAGACUCUAAGAGAAGAAUUAAAUGAAAGUUACAUAAAAAAUGGAAAUAAAUUUACGUACGAAGCUCUUCACGAUUUACCCUACUUGGAUGCUUGCAUAAAUGAGGGUUUAAGGAAAAAUUUUAUAGCCGCCAAUUUAUCGAAAUUGUGCACUGAAGAUUACACGUACACUUCAACUAGUCCAAAUUUCAAGCAAAUGACAGUAAAGUUGAAGGCCGGCGAUCGCGUGGCUAUACCGGUAAUGGGACUUCAUCACGACCCCAAAUACUUUGACGACCCGGAGAAGUUCAAACCGGAGAGAUUUUUGAAAAAGGAAAAUAUACAAAGUUUCACCCAUUUGCCGUUUGGAGAGGGGCCCAGAAUUUGUAUAGGUCAACGUUUUGGUGUGACUCAAGUUAAAGUUGGGCUAGCGUAUGUCAUUCGUAACUUCCAAUGCACUGUUAAUUCGAAAACGCAAUUGCCUUUGAAGUUUGAUCCAUAUUUUCCAAUGAUUUUAGCAGUUGGAGGAUUGUGGUUAGAUUUUAAGAAAUGUGAAUAAAACAUACCUACAUUAUAAAUAAAAAAAAAAAUCGUAGGGAAUAGGAUAUAAAUAUUUUAUCCAAUAUAAUCUUCCUAUAUAAUAUUUGCAAUCUUUCAAAAUGUAUGAAUAUGUUUACUCAAUUUAGCUCCUAUUUUUUAGCUAAAAAUAAAUAAAUUUAUUAUAACUACUUAAUUCAAGUAUUAUUCCAUAUAUCGAUUUCAUGAUGUUUAUCGAUGAUAGACAGCUGUAGGUAUGAACUAAAACUUUUGGAAAAUUUACUUUAAUAACACUCUAUAAUUAGAAAAACGCAUGAACUCCAGAUAAAGGUAAACAUUUUGAGCAACCAGUACAAUUAAAGAGGAAUCACGCAUUAAUGAUGUUAUUUACUUAAUCAAAUGAUAUUAGCAAUAGUAUACUCAUAUGUGUAAUCGCUACAAUAAAUAAAAUAAUCCCGCAAUUUCUUAAAGGAUUUGUCGAUACACGUAUAUGUCGAAGAAAAGAACUCGACAAAGAAAUAUUAAUAUCUACCUGGUCCCAGCUGACACGAGUUUUUACGUAACUGAGAUUUAUGACUUGGAACUGCCAGAGCGUCCUCACCCUAGUAGAGAUGUUGCUUCUAAUUCAGAUACAUGUCUUGCGAAACGGCAACGAAACAACAAACUCUACUUCGUUUUGUAAGAAUAAUG